Messenger RNA from Vavraia culicis subsp. floridensis, 518 nucleotides. RefSeq lists its product as uncharacterized. The transcript has a single exon. The record is from RefSeq and is a predicted model, not a curated record. NCBI's taxonomy places the organism in Eukaryota, Fungi, Microsporidia, Pleistophoridae. Gene Ontology annotation, cellular component: intracellular membrane-bounded organelle. Gene Ontology annotation, biological process: protein peptidyl-prolyl isomerization; protein folding. The coding region runs from base 1 to 495 and encodes 164 amino acids. Gene Ontology annotation, molecular function: peptidyl-prolyl cis-trans isomerase activity.
AUGGCCAGCAAACUUCCCGUGUGCUACCUAAACGUUAAGAAAGAUAAAACAGUGCUCGGUACUAUAAAGAUAGAAUUGCGCAUGGACGUGGUUCCAAAGACAGCUGAGAAUUUUCGUGCGCUUUGCACAGGCGAAAAAAGGUACGGCUACCAGGGCAGCACGUUCCACCGUAUCAUAGCAAACUUCAUGAUUCAGGGCGGCGAUUUCACCAACCAUGAUGGAACGGGUGGGCACAGCAUCUACGGUCCGAAGUUUGAUGACGAGAAUUUCCAGCUGAAACAUGAUAAUGAAGGUGUAGUCUCGAUGGCAAAUGCCGGACCAAACACCAAUGGAUCGCAGUUUUUCAUUACAGUUAAUAAGACAGAGUGGCUGGACAACAGGCAUGUUGUUUUUGGACGUGUGGUGGAGGGGAUGGAUGUGGUCAGAAGGAUCAGUGAGAUGAAACAGGGUAACUCUGAGCCACCCGUCAUUAUUUACGAGUGCGGUGAGAUUUAAUCAUUAAAUGAUUUUAAUUGCGA